UCCACAUAAUUUAAGUGUAAAUUAUGAUUUUAAUGUGAAUCCCAACAUGGUGGAUCAUCUCCUACCUUUAAUUGUGAAUAAAAAUUCGUAUCCUGAAAUAUGAAAAAUAUGUACUAGAAUAGACAUUUACAAAAUAUGGUGGAUCAUCGCCCACCUUUAAUUGAAAAUGAAAAAUCGUAUGCUAAUUGGAAGAAGGCAAUACAGCUAUGGUCGAUCGCAACGAAUGUUCCAAAGUCAAAACAAGCUAUCGUAGUCGCUCUGAGUUUGCAAGAUAAAGCAAGAGAAGCAGCACUAGAAAUUGAAGAAUCAGUUCUCCGUAGUGAGAAUGGAAUCAGAGAAUUAUUGAAAAAACUUGACAUUACUUAUAAAGAGUUAAAAGCUGAUUGUUUUUCUGCAUUUCUUGAUUUUGAUUCUUGUGUGAGAUGGCCUUCAGAAGCAAUGGCAUCGUAUAUUACCAGGUUCGAAAAUCGCCAUUCGAGACUCAAAAUGUUUCAAACAUCUAUUUCUGAUGAUAUGUUGGGCUUGAAACUUCUUGCUGGUGCGAGAUUGUCUACCAGUGAAUCGCAGAAAAUAUUGAAUAACGAUAAUACGGAAUGGAGUAUGUCAACAAUAUCGCGAAUCCUACGCGAUAUAUCUGGUUCGGCAAAUGUAUUUGAUUUUACGAUACCAAACUCAUGGUCUUCAAGUUUUCUCACGCAUGUUGAUACAGAUUCCAGAAUUUUUCAGAGCAAGCCAAAACCUGAAGUAGCUCAGUCUUCAAAAUUCACAUUUUCAAAACCGGUGUUUGGAAAUGUUGGAUUGUCAUCAACAGACUCAAAAAAUGUUCAGAGCAAGCAAAAACCUGCAGUGGCAGAGGCUUCGAAAUUAACAUUUUCAUAUUCAGUAUCAGAAAAUGAUGGUUUUUCUUCAACAGUAAGAAAUAAAAAGAAUGAUGAUGUUAUAUUUGUGUCGAAAGUAAAACCAACGGAAGAUCAACGCAAAAGAGCUGAAAAAUUGCUUCUUCCAUCUACAUUUUAUCUAUAUGAAAAUAGAAUAUCAUGUGAUUUUGAUGAAAGGUUAGAAGAAGAAAAAGAAGACAAAAUACUGAAAUAUAUUCAUGAUCGAGAUAAUGGAAAAUUAAAUUAUAAACUACAACAUUAUCCUGCGUGUGCUGAUUCAUCAAUGACGACUACUGUUACUUCUAUUACAUCAUCAACCCACACUUCUACAAGUGCUACAUCAUCAUCUUUCAAAUUGUCAACUAUAUCUACAACUACCAGUCAGACAAUGUCACAAAGUGUUUCCCAAACACAAGCCUAUUCUAAAAAAGGAAUGUUGAUUGCUGAUAAGAAAGCUGGAGCGUGGAAUGGUUUUGAUUGUUAUGCUCAGAAUGGACCUACUGACUCAAAAUGCCUAUGCUGUGGUACACCUAAUCUGUCAGCACCCAAAGUUGAGGAAGCAAAAGGAAAGCCUUUUGCAUCAAAAUUUGGCACUUCUUCAAAACCAACUGGAUUUGAGGUAAUAAGAAAAAAUAGGUCCAGGAAUUGAGCCGCAAAAUGAAUUGAAAAGUCACAGAAUGAUUCAAUCACGAUUAAGCGUUGCCCAGAAGACAUCAAAUGUCCACACCAAUAAUUGAUUCACCACUUCAUACCUCUGCAAAAGUAUCACUUUUGAAAAGAAAGAAAUAGUUUUGAAAUCGGUUGUUGAGCAACUUGCUAAAUUAACGACACUUGUCUCUGAACUACAAGAGAGAAAAGAAGUUGCAGAAUCGGUAAAAUAUCAAAAA
Molecule: messenger RNA, 1765 nt
Organism: Styela clava
Lineage: Eukaryota; Metazoa; Chordata; Ascidiacea; Stolidobranchia; Styelidae
Source: RefSeq, a predicted model, not a curated record